Gryllus bimaculatus (two-spotted cricket) is the source of this 2141-nucleotide messenger RNA. NCBI's taxonomy places the organism in Eukaryota, Metazoa, Arthropoda, Insecta, Orthoptera, Gryllidae. The record is from the annotation of a GenBank genome assembly.
CUGUAUUUGGAGAGCCCUCGAGAAAUUCACUGUCUCCAGUUCUCACCAGUGAAUGGAAAUAUUUUGGUUGGAGGAUUAGUCAAUGGCCAAAUAAUCGUAUGGGAUAUAGGAGAACAUCUAGAAGGAAUUCAAGAAAUAUCUUUUACUUUGGAACUAUCUUCCAAAAAUCAGCGUGCUAUUGCAGCUCAUCUAAGAUGGAUGAAAGCAAAGAAACCAAAAACAUACAUACCACCUUGUGCUAUUUCUUCAUUACAGUCUUCUCAUACAACUUGUGUGAUGGGAAUCCAGUGGGUGUCCCCCUUUUGGCAUGUCACAGAAUCAGGAGACUUUUUGCGCUUAAAAGGCAGUACUCGAUCUCAGGAGUUCAUAACUUGUGCUCAUGAUGGUUGUGUUAAUUUUUGGGAUUUAAAAAAUAUGAAGGCAGAAAUAAAACUCAAAUCUCACCCAAGAAAGGAAUCUGCAAGACGAACUGGUGGAAAGUCUCAAUUGAUACCAAAACUCACACCUCAUUUUAAGGUUUUGACACAAGGAUCUGAGGCUGCAGAACAAGACAAAGAUUUAGAUGGUCAGCCUAUAGGUGUGCCACUUUGUGUAAUGGCAGUUGAUUAUAUACAUGUUCCUCGUAAAAAAGAGAAAACUAGUUUGAAGUCUAUGAAGCACUUGACUGCAGGAAAGCAGUUAAUAUCAUAUCCAAGUUCUCCUGAAAUUCCUGAUAUCAAACCAAAGAGUGAUGAUGAUUCACUUGGUUCUGAUAAAAAGGAUAAACAACUAAAGGUGACAAGGAAACGUGAAAUAACCAUUCCCAAAUCAGAAGUUGUUGUUGGAUCACUUGAAGGUGUAGUAACAAAAAUUAUAUGGAAUGAUUUUGAUUCAGACACUGAGCAGACAUCAGGACCACAAGUUGGCACAUUUGCUUAUUGGGGUGAGGUUCAUGAUGGGCCAGUUACGUCUUUGGUUCGUUCACCAUUUAUUCGUGAUUUGGUUCUUAGUGUUGGAGGAAAAAUAUUUGCUCUUUGGAUAGAAUCAGCAAAGGGAAACCUUUUGUAUCGACGAAAAUCAUCUGUAUUGAUGACUUCUGGUUCAUGGUCUGUUCAUCGUCCAAGCAUGUUUUAUAUCACACGUAUAGAUGGAAAAAUGGAAAUUUGGGAUUUAUUUGUUAAAAGUGAUCAAGACUCAUUUCAUCAGCGUCUGUCAGGGAAAUUGUUAACAGGAGUGUAUCCUCAUAUCCAUCUGGCACAAAGUAUCAUUGGUGUGGCUGAUACAAAUGCUCAGUUUCGUAUGCUCUGUGUUCCUAGUCAGCAUACAAAGGUGGAACAUGAUCAAGUUGGCAAAUUACAUCACUUGAUACAACAAGAAAUAUCUCGUAAAGAAUCAUUUAUUAUAUGGCAAAAGAACUGGGAAGAAAGAAAUGCUGAAAUGUUGAAAGCAAGAAGGGAAGCUGCUGAACUGGAAGCCAAAAGACAAGAAGAAGCUGAACGUGAGAAAGCAAGAAAAAUAAAAGAACAAAAGAAGAGAAAACAGCAACAACUGGAGGAAAGAAAAAGAAGGUUAGCUGAAAUUAGAGCUAAAACAUUCACUUGGAAAAAGGAUGCUGAGAAGAAAUGGACUAAAGAACAAGAAGACUACUUGAUUAAAACUCGUCUUAAGCAAAAAAAAUUAGACAAAGAAAAAUUGCAAAUAGAACAAAAACCAUAUAUUUCAUCUUUAGAAGAAGAGAAGGCCAAGAAAGCAAAACAAAAAGAAAGAUUAAGUCAAAAACAACAAAUUUAUGAGCAAUCAGUCAAUUCAUGUUUUCCUGAAUUAACUGAGAAUGUUAAAAAUGGAAAUACUUCAUCAGAAAUUGAUAUUUUACAAGUAGUAGAAAAAGACAUUCUUGAUUCAAAACCUUAUGAAGAUGUUGAAAAGGAUGCCUUGAUAUAUAUAAAAAAUCAUCCAUUUGAAAUGAAAUUUAAUUGGAUACAGUUCCUGAAAGAAGCACAUAUCAGAGAACGACGUCUACAAGAGGGAAUUAUUCAGGGAUAUCUUUCUUCCACUUGAAAUAGUAUAUCUACUGCUCCACAUGGUGACUGUCUGAACCUGCCUCAAACAUAAUGGCUGUAUAAAAUAUUUUAAAAAAUGUUUAUUUUCAUCGUUGAUUCACA